AUGUUAUGUUGUAGUACGUCUUUUUUAGCCGCAGCACAGCAGUCGCUUUUAGGCUACGCCAUUCGUCGUACCGCUGCCGACGAGAUGCUCUACGGUGGGGUUCGCGUCAGCUGCCUAUCCCCCAAACCCUUUCCGUUGCAAUACAUCAAAAGCGAGGAACUUCCAUCGCCGUCUUUACGGCGUGAACGGCAUGAUCUUGGCCUGGAAAUGCAGCUCCCGAGGGAUCUUGAAGGGUACAAUCAGCUCGAUAUGAGCAUCCAACGCCAGGUGGGUUCAAACGAAGAUGAUAGCGACGAUGCCGUCAGCCGUGGUGGUGAGGAAGGGUUUGACAUGGGGGAGUACUUUUCCACUGUUUUCCACCCCGAACGCCAUCAUAAUUCCUCUCUUCCCUAUAGUGCUCACGAUACGAACAACGUCUUGGGGUUGCGGAUGUUUCCUUUAAAUAUGGGUAUUCGACUUCGCGUGGAAGGGGUGCGGAUUCGAACCGCCGAUUGCUUGGAGCGCCUCCGGGAUGCCAAGCGGUGUGCGCAGCAAGGGAGGGCGCUCCAGUACCCUCUUCCGUAUUACAAACGAGCGGAAAUGGCGGAAAGAAGGGGAGAAGGUCCCUCUUCGACCCUUUCCACCUCGGCAGGCCCGUCAGACGUGAAGGACGAGGCGGCGAUGGAUAGUUCGGAGGCGAAAAGAAGCUUCCAAGUGAGGGCACACCUCCGUGGCGGCCCCAGCCACCCUCCGCCCGCGGAGCUUUCCAUUUUCACCCGCCCUCAGGAUCAUCCACACGGCGAUGGCGGAGGAGGCUCGACCUCAAUUCGAGAGGAGGCCCUCGCAUACUUCCGGGAACGCCGUCAGGGCGGGCGUCUAAUCUCGCCCGACGGGGUGCGUUCUACUACGCCGGAUCGCCGAUGGACCCCUCUCCAGAUGCUCAAACCGAUUCCCCACACGUGGUCGCCCGCGAUCCGGAGUAGCGGAACCCGAGGCCCUUCCAUGCAGCUUAUGCAGGAGCGCCUGGAUCGGAAAGGUUUUGGUUGGAAGCGCAAAUCACGUUCCCUUUGGCAGCAAGACCCCGAUACAGCGGGGUUUCGUCCGCAUCGCUAUUUCUAA
Messenger RNA from Phytomonas sp. EM1, 1098 nucleotides. The record is from the annotation of a GenBank genome assembly. Lineage: Eukaryota; Euglenozoa; Kinetoplastea; Trypanosomatida; Trypanosomatidae.